Messenger RNA from Colletotrichum phormii, 1296 nucleotides. Its product is annotated as Alpha/Beta hydrolase protein. Gene Ontology annotation, biological process: lipid metabolic process. Bases 258 to 1028 code for a protein of 256 amino acids. The record is from RefSeq and is a predicted model, not a curated record. The transcript is spliced from 2 exons. Gene Ontology annotation, molecular function: triacylglycerol lipase activity. Lineage: Eukaryota; Fungi; Ascomycota; Sordariomycetes; Glomerellales; Glomerellaceae.
UGAACAGCGCAUGCCUCACGAGGUGCCGCCCUCGCGCGCCCUCCUCCCGGCUGAUUUUUGCGCCAACCGCGUCUCAUCGCUUGCUUCGCCCUCUUGCAGCCCGUGACAGCCGUCCCUUCUCCGCCUCGCCCUUGCGGCCGAAGCACGACGGUGACCCGAGGUUCAGAGACCUGGGCAAACAGAUAUCGGACGAGUAUGCCGUCGUCAGAGAACACUAUGACACGCCAAAGAACCCCAUCGUCCUCGCCCACGGCCUGAUGGGCUUCUCCGAACUGCGCCUCGGCGCCUACGUCCCGCCAAUCCACUACUGGCGCGGCAUCUCCGACUCGCUAAGCACCCUCUCCGGCCCGUCCAACAUCAUCACCACCUCCGUCCCGCCCUCGGCGUCCAUCGAGGACCGCGCAGCCAAGCUGGCCGCCGACAUCGCCGCCAAAGCCGGCGGCCGCGCCGUCAACAUCGUGGCGCAUUCCAUGGGCGGGCUCGAUGCGCGCUACAUGAUUUCCCACCUCAAGCCGCGCGACGUCAAAGUGCUUAGCCUCGUCACCGUCGCGACGCCGCAUCGCGGGAGCGCGUUUGCGGAUUACUUGCUUGAUGGACAGGGCCCCAUCAAGCUCGCGAAUUUGUAUGGGCUUAUGGAGCGCGCUGGGUUGGGGACGCAGGCUUUUGAGCAGCUUACGCAGCGGUACAUGGAGGAGAAGUUUAACCCUGCGACGCCGGAUAGUGAUGAGGUGCGGUAUUUUAGUUAUGGUGCGUGUACGGAUCGGCCGCCGCUGCUGAGUCCGUUUCGGCAGAGUCAUUGGGUUAUUGAGGAUGCCGAAGGCGCGAAUGAUGGGCUGGUGAGUGUUGCGAGUAGUCGGUGGGGGAAGUAUCAGGGUACGUUGCUGGAUGUGAGCCAUUUGGAUUUGAUUAAUUGGUCGAAUCGGCUCAAGUGGACGUUGAGGAAGGUGUGGAUGGGGCAGACGAGGACGUUCAAUGCUGUUGCUUUUUAUCUUGAUAUUGCGGAUAUGUUGGCCAAGGAGGGGUUAUGAGGCGGCUGUUGCUGUAUGAGGUGUAAGAUGGACUCACUUUGAGGGGUACGACAAUUAUGCUGGCUACGACUGUAAUCUCUACUAUGAGUUGUGUAAGAGUACGAAGGGGGCAAAGGAUAGAAAUAGCGAGCAAUGGCGUUAUGGACUAGAUGAAGACGUGUAAGUAUUGAGACGUGUUGUAAUUUAUAGAUUGAAUAGCUAUAAGAGGAAGAGAAGCCGAGGACGCAUAUCACGAAAGCACAUGCAUGACCAGCGCCCCAGUUCCGAU